Molecule: messenger RNA, 2631 nt
Organism: Gaeumannomyces tritici R3-111a-1
Lineage: Eukaryota; Fungi; Ascomycota; Sordariomycetes; Magnaporthales; Magnaporthaceae
Product: glutamate decarboxylase
Exons: 6
Coding region: 739-2337 (532 amino acids)
Biological process (GO): L-glutamate catabolic process
Cellular component (GO): cytosol
Molecular function (GO): pyridoxal phosphate binding; glutamate decarboxylase activity
Source: RefSeq, a predicted model, not a curated record
CAGGGAAGACGCGUCCUUGUCGGGCAGGUGUCGAGAGGAGUCAGGCGCUGGCGCGGGCUGCCUCUUUCGCUGUGGCCAAUUUGGGUGCCCCUUGGCUGGUGAGCACCGCCUCUUGGAAUCUCCUGACGCCGGAACAAGAAAGCAACAGAAAACGAGAGAGUAAGAUUGAAACCCUCCAAUCCCGUCCCAAAACAGGAGACGGCUGGGAGGCCACGAAUGCCCUAAAUGGCGGGGUUUCAUUUUACGUUGCACCCCUUUUUCGUCUUACGGUAGCGGUGCGUCACCCCACCUCCAGGGCUGGAAUUCUCCUUGAUCCGAGGCGGGAGCUGCCCUCAGUGGUCCGUCUGGAGGGCGCAACCUCUGGAGGAAGCCUCAAUGGUGGGAGCGGGCGCUGAUCCGGAACACAGUCGUGAGCUGUCAACAGCCCGUCUGCCUUUUUGCUCGCUCCCCCGUCCACGCGUCUGUCGUGCACAGAGCUUAGGUUGCUAUCUGCUGGCCCCUACCAUCACCUCUCCAUAUUCCUAGGACCUACCUAUAGUUACCUGGCAGUUACGCCGCUAUUUGAUUGAGCUAUAUAGGCCCGACCCGCCGUCGUCGAGUCUGCGAUUUCUUCUGCUGCCCCAGCUUCACACUCCACCUCCUACAACAGACCUGCCUACAAACUUUGCCCCUCAUCAUUCCUUAGAUCCUCAACACGCAAAACCUCCCUAUUUACUGUCUUCCCUCUCAGUCAUCGCAAUGGUACACCUCUCCAAGGUUUCGGACGCCAGCGAGCUGGACGAAAACCUCGUCCAGGCUGUCAAGAAGGUCCACCUGCAGCUUGCCAACGACGAUGACUGCUUCACCACAUCUGUUUACGGCUCCCGCUUCGCCGUCGACGACCUCCCCAAGUAUGAGAUGCCCGAGCGCGAGAUGCCCAAGGAAGUAGCCUACCGCAUGAUCAAGGACGACCUCAGUCUGGAUGGGAAUCCGAUGCUCAACUUGGCUUCGUUUGUGACUACGUACAUGGAAGAGGAGGCCGAAAAGCUCAUGACUGAAUCGUUCCCCAAAAACUUCAUCGACUACGAAGAGUAUCCUCAGUCAGCAGACAUCCAGAAUCGAUGCGUGUCCAUGAUCGGCCGUCUCUUCUACGCCCCCAUCGGCGCGGGCGAGGGUGUCGGUGCCGUGGGCACGAGCUGCGUCGGCAGCUCCGAGGCCAUCAUGCUCGCCGUCCUGGCCAUGAAGAGGCGCUGGAAGAACCGGCGCCUGGCCGAGGGGAAGCCUGUUGACCAGCCCAACAUCAUCAUGUCCUCGGCCGUCCAGGUCUGCUGGGAAAAGGCCGCGCGCUACUUUGAGGUUGACGAAAAGCUCGUCUACUGCUCCCAGGACCGCUUCGUCAUCGACCCCAAGCAGACGGUCGAUCUGGUAGACGAAAACACCAUCGGCAUCUGUGUGAUUCUUGGUACCACAUAUACCGGCGAGUACGAGGAUGUCAAGGCAGUCAACGAUCUCUUGAACGAGAGGGGGCUUGACACCCCAAUUCACGUCGACGCUGCCAGCGGAGGCUUCGUUGCCCCGUUUGUCAUGCCCGAUCUCGAGUGGGACUUCCGUUGCGACAGGGUCGUUUCUAUCAAUGUCUCUGGCCACAAGUACGGACUUGUCUACCCAGGUGUGGGCUGGGUUAUUUGGCGGUCGGCUGAAUUCCUCCCCAAGGAGCUCGUCUUCAACAUCAACUAUCUCGGGGCAGAUCAGGCUUCCUUCACCCUCAACUUCAGCAAGGGCGCGUCUCAGGUCAUCGGACAAUACUACCAGCUGAUCCGGCUGGGAAAGAAAGGCUACCGGGCCAUCAUGUCCAACCUGACGAGGACGGCAGACUACUUGUCCGACAGUCUCGAGGCAAUGGGGUUCGUAAUCAUGUCCAAAAAGUCGGGCGAGGGUCUGCCGCUCGUGGCCUUCCGCCUUGCGGAUGUGGAGGAAGCCGAGGCCGGCGACGAAGACUCGAUCGAGUCGAGCAUGUCACAGCGUCACUACGACGAGUCCUCACUGGCGCACCAGCUCCGAGUCCGUGGCUGGGUUGUGCCAGCAUACACCAUGGCACCGCACACGAACAACCUCAAGAUGCUGCGCGUCGUGGUACGUGAGGACUUUUCACGCAAUCGCUGCGACGCCCUUAUCAGCGACAUCAAGCUGUCCGUAUCAGUGCUCGAGGCCAUGAACAGGAAGGAGGUCGAGCGCCACCAGGACCUCAUCAACAAGCAUGGCACCGCCAGCGGCAAGGCCACUCACAAUCCCCUUGAGUACAGGAACGAGCAGCACUCCAUCCAGGGCAAGACAGGGAAGACGCAUGCUGUCUGCUAACUAAGCUUUAUCGAUAUCGCUCGUUUGAACUGGUUCGAUUGGCGGCUGGGUCGCUACACAUGUCCUGCGCUGGGUAGAAUGGCACUUAGCAUUACGGUCUCUUUACGAUUAUGGUACGGUAGAUUUUAAAAUGACAGUUAUAGAUGUCUCUCGUUCGAUUACUCUCCCUGGUCACUUCCGCGUUCUUCAUAAUCCCUUCAAGGAAGCAUCAGGUCUCUGCUGUAUGUGUUAGCACACCAUGAGAUUGAAGACAUCAUCCCUCUAGGCCAACGGGGGCCAUUUCAAAGGCUGGUU